UAUAAAACAAGGUAGCUCUGUCCACUUAAAACCAGGUAUGGCAAGUGGUUGUAGUUACAAGGAAUGCCAAAUAUUGCGUGUCCCCUAAGAUAAUAAUAAUAUUAGGGUUAGGGUUGACUGAAGUACAAAAUUACUGAAAAAAAAAUAUUAGAGGAAAGUUGUCCUUUUGUGCCGAGAGCAACUUAAGAGGUAUAUUUGUCGAGCAAUAGGGUUAAGAAGGGGGGUUUAAAGAGGGCUUUAGGAGAUUGUACUGAAAUGUUUUUUUCAUUACAGGAAGAAAGUGCACCGUUUAAUUUACAGUUAUUAUUGUAGUCAGAUUACCAAAAGAAAAUUGCCAAGACCUGUAUUACUCUGUUGUGGGUGAGAAGGGUUUUGGGCGGAAUGGACAAGUCCAAGAGGGGGAAGAAAGAGGAGGAAGAGCACAUUGACCGAGAACUGGUUCUCUCUAUCGAGAAGUUGCAGGAAAUCCAGGAUGAGCUCGAGAAAGUUAAUGAGGAGGCAAGUGAUAAAGUGCUAGAGGUGGAACAGAAAUAUAAUGAGAUACGGCGGCCUUAUUAUGCCAAACGCAAUGAAGUCAUUCAGACAAUUCCUGAUUUUUGGCUCACUGCAUUUCUGAGCCACCCUGCUUUAGGUGACCUACUAACUGAAGAAGAUCAAAAGGUUUUCAAAUAUUUGCAAUCUCUUGAUGUUGAAGACUUUAAAGAUGUUAAAUCUGGGUACUCCAUCUCAUUCACAUUCCGCCCUAAUCCUUAUUUUGAAGAUACAAAGCUGGUUAAGGUGUUUUCUUUCUCUGAUGAAGGAACAACAAAAAUAUCCGGCACCACUGUAAAGUGGAAAGAUGGAAUGGAUGUGACAAAUGGGAUUAGUCCAGAAAAGGAAGGGAAUAAGAGAUCUUUUCAAGAAGAAAGCUUCUUUACAUGGUUUAGCGAAACAGAGCAAAAGGACCCUUCAGAUGGUAUACAUGACGAGGUGGCUGAAAUAAUUAAGGAAGAUUUGUGGCCAAAUCCCUUAAAGUAUUUCAACAAUGAAGCUGAUGAAGAGUAUGAUGAUGGUGAAGAUGAAGAUGAUGACGGUGAAGACGAGGAUCCUGGAAAAAGCACUGAUGGUCUUGAUGAAGAUGAGGAAGAUCAAGAGGAUGAUGAAGAUGAAGAGUGACAGCUUAGGGAGCAGUAUGUCUGUCUGCAUCUUUUUUUCGAGCCAAGUAUUUUUUUCCUUGUGAAGGUUGAGUGGUUGGAGAAAAACCUCACACCAUACAAGUUGGUAUAGCUACAGUUGUAAAUUUUUCUGUUUUUAUACAGAUGGUAUUGGUAUUGGGUUCAGGGUGAGAGUACACAUUUGUUUUCUCUAUUGUUUUGGUGGACUGUACAAUUUAAGAAGGGCUGGCAAUACCCUGAAAGUUGUCGUGCUACCUAUGAUGUGUAUUCUCGAAAAGAAUACAAGUAAAUUAUGUAGGGUACCGUAGCUGCAUUUUUAGAAGUGCUGAAACUCUUCUUUCUCUGUUACAUACACUGCUCUUUCUGCACUGAUAAUUUUUAUCAUCAGUUUAGUUUAUGCUGUGUAGGAUACUAGGAUACAUUCAUGUAUGAGGUUUUAUAUCACCAAAAAAUUGUUGUCUUUGUUUUUGCUGGGAUCUUGAAAGUAGAUCCCUUUUAGAAUUGGAGUUUGCAUUGGUGCAAUGGAAAACCUCAGUAACUUGAAUGGCAAGAACACGAGAAAUUACUUCAUGGAUUUCGAACUAUGGAGAAUAUGAUAUUAGGUGAAUACUCACAAGCAUUAAAUGGUGGAAUUUCUCAUUAGAUUU
This is a messenger RNA of Cryptomeria japonica (Japanese cedar), 1801 nucleotides long. Its product is annotated as NAP1-related protein 2. Gene Ontology annotation, molecular function: chromatin binding; histone binding. Gene Ontology annotation, cellular component: chromatin; nucleus. The transcript has 10 exons. The record is from RefSeq and is a predicted model, not a curated record. Gene Ontology annotation, biological process: nucleosome assembly. Bases 382 to 1155 code for a protein of 257 amino acids. Lineage: Eukaryota; Viridiplantae; Streptophyta; Pinopsida; Cupressales; Cupressaceae.